AUGGGAAGGCCCAAGAAGUUGGUCAGCCAGGAAAAUAUAAAAAAGUUUCAGCAAGAACUUGAGAUGGCAGGAGAUAAUGCGGCUAUGUUGCUGAGGGAUAAGAAAGGCCGCUCGAGAUCAUGUCUUUUGUGUCGUAGACGUAAACAGCGUUGUGAUCGUAAGCAGCCCUCCUGUUCCAAUUGCUUGAAGGCAAAGGUGAAAUGCGUGCAGCCGGCUCGUUACAAUCCCAGUAAUCUUAUGGAUGGUACUUCACCUUCUCCGUUACCUUCUUUUGAUGAAGCUACUCCGAAGUACUUUAGGCCGAAUGUGGCUCCCACGAGGCUUCCGAAUGAACAAUAUACGCAAUAUCUGGAAGAUCGAGUCCAUGCCUUGGAGCGGAUGUUGAACAAGAGCAAAACGCCGAUGCAACUGCCAAUCCCGAACGGCAAUGAGAACGCUUUGGCAAGUGGGUCUAAUGUUUUCCCUUCUGGUGAUAACGGGCGCGCAAGGCUGUUCAAGAAUGCUUCGCCGUUUCCAAGUGGGGCUCCUACUCAAAUGGAGAGCUCCUCGCUGCCUGCGCUGGCAUCUGACUCGCUCGAGUCUGUAGAUUUUUCCAAGUGCAUUUUCGCCAACUAUAAUUUGAAGGAAUUCAUGAACUACGAUCCCGUUUUCGAGUUUGAUGGGAUGCUUUCUCGGUCAUUUUUAGACACCUUCUUCACCAGAUUGCAAUUCAAAUAUCCGUUGCUGGACGAACAGGAAAUUUACGACUUCCAUGCGCACUAUAUCUCGAAUGAUAUCCACUCGUACUCGGAAACUGGAUUUCACUUUGCAUGUGGUAGAAUGUGGCUUGUAUUCAGUAUAAGUGCUUGUCUUUAUAUGACUACUGGGAAAUACAAGGGAUUGCCGCCCGUGAGAUAUUUCUCUACAGCGGUGCGGCAUAUUGCAAGAUGUGGGCAGUCGCUGAAUAACGUACAGCGAGUCGAAUUAUUAACCUUACUUGUGCUCUACAUGUUGAGAACAGACAGAGACUCAUCAGUCCUUUACGAGAUUAUCAAGGAUGUGGUGUUCAUUUGUAAGGAAAAAUUGCACUUAAACAACAUGCAACCUAAUGAUCCGUAUGCCAAUGAGAAAUUGAGGAUUUUUUGGUGUGUAUACCUUCUGGAGAGAAUGAUUUGCGUUGCCGUGGGUAGACCAUAUACCAUUUCUGAGAAAGAAAUAAACUUGCCGCUAUUCAGCGAGGAAUCUUUCAACAAUGCGUCAAACAAACACGCUGAUAAAUCUACCAAUGGUCGAGGCGUCCAUUUUAUCAAUCAAUCGCUGAAAUUGCGCAGAAUUGAGUCACAAUUUGUAGAGCACCUGCAAAUCUUGCCUCUCAAACAUAACAAGAAAGAGGUUUUGAGAAGUCAAUUGCCUAUGGUGAAAAAAUUCUUUCAAGAUCUCGAGGUUUGGAGGGCAGGUUGUUCGAAGGACGACAUUAAGAAUUUCGAGAAUGAGACUUUAAAACUGUACUAUUACAGGUCCGUAAGAUUACUGCUUCAGCCUUAUCUGGAGUUUAUGAGACCUGAAGAUAAACUUUUUAGAGAAUGUCAGGCUGCUGCUGGUCAGAUCUGUCAACUUUACAAGAUUUUUCAUCAAAAAACCCUUACAGGUCAUUCUACCCCGGCAAUUCAUACUGUUUUUAUCGCGGGCGUUACUCUAAUCUACUGUAUGUGGCUUGCAAGGAACAACGACGAUGAAAGACGGAAAAAACUUGGUGACGAGUCGAAGCAUACGAGACCUCUAGUUAGCGCGAGUCUCUUCUCUACUAUGGACGAUUUAAGGGCAUGUUCUGUCUGCCUAUAUGUCAUGACCGAGAGAUCUAAUUUUGCUCGAACCUUUAGAGAUACCUUCGAUCAACUCAUGAAUGCCACUGUUGGUAAUUUGAUUGAACGUUGCGGUCCGGAUUCUUCUGAAUUAAUCUACUUGUCGUCUCAAAAGGACAAAUCAAUGGAUCACCUGGAGGAUCAACCCACCAAAGACAAGGCAACAAACGAUUCGGAAAGUGGUAUGCCGCCAGCAACUGAUAGAACCUUCGGCAAAAGACAAGCUCAAGAACACGAAGGGUUUGUGGAAAUCUCGCAGGUUGAUAUAGAAGAGCAGAAAGAGUUCAAGAGACGACAAGGUGUGCUAGAAAAGAUGUCGGUACCGAAAAGUUUGUCCCACCUUUUGAUUAAAGUGGAAGAUGACAAAGAAGAGGAAAGCGUGAAUCAGGAUAAAAAAGACCAACGCAGUGAAGGUAGCAGAGAUAAAUAUAUCGUGAAGAAGCCAACAAAUUCCACGGAAUUCGACUGGAAGUCUUUUCAACAACAAGCCUUGGUUCAACAACAUAUAGCGAGGGAAAACUUGAAAGCAUAUCUAUCGUCCUUGAACUAUCUCAAUGGUACCAAAUCGGUUGCAUUUAACCCCGGGGCUCAUAUAUACUCCCCACCUGAAAUGCAACCACCCAAUCUAUCAAUAAACAACAGAGCUUCUACUGAAAAUGCUCCACUGCAAGUGCGUCCGAUCAAUACGGAUGAGAAAGCAGGCAUGAAUCGUCCACAGAAUGUCGCACCGCAGACUGCCGCCGCAAGGACCCGUAUAAUAUCCCAUAUCACUUCAGGCCCGACGACAGGCUCUAACUCGCCAAGCUCAAUGCCCAACAUGGGACUUUUAUAUAACAACGGGACGCACGAUAUGAUAAAUGAUAUCUCGACUUGGACCAACGACUCCGUGAUGCAGCUAAUGGACAACGAAUCCCUAGCCACCACCAAUUUCUAUUCCCAAGAGAACUUUUCCUUUUUGCCUCACGAGGAAGAACGCUUUCUACCUCAGAUUAAACACGCAACUUCUCCUCAACAAUCCUCUGAUACCAACGGAUCUCAACCGGCAUUAUCAACUAAUGCCAACGGUAAAGGUUUUCAUUCUACUGCUAUUGACGCUAUUCAAGUUAGAACCGACUUCGACAAAUUACGACGGCAUCCUUCAGCGACCGGCCACAACUCAAUGGUCGAGAAAUUUUGGACAGUAAACGACGAUUAUGGAUUUCUGACAUAA
Torulaspora globosa is the source of this 3051-nucleotide messenger RNA. RefSeq lists its product as uncharacterized. The record is from RefSeq and is a predicted model, not a curated record. The transcript has a single exon. Gene Ontology annotation, molecular function: zinc ion binding; DNA-binding transcription factor activity, RNA polymerase II-specific; sequence-specific DNA binding. Bases 1 to 3051 code for a protein of 1016 amino acids. Gene Ontology annotation, biological process: DNA-templated transcription; positive regulation of transcription by RNA polymerase II. Lineage: Eukaryota; Fungi; Ascomycota; Saccharomycetes; Saccharomycetales; Saccharomycetaceae.